Messenger RNA from Symbiodinium necroappetens, 393 nucleotides. The record is from the annotation of a GenBank genome assembly. NCBI's taxonomy places the organism in Eukaryota, Dinophyceae, Suessiales, Symbiodiniaceae.
AUGUGCCGUGGCCACGGAAAAAGAGACCGCUCAACGCGGCCUGCCGAGGUCAUUGCAGCAGCGAGCUCCGACGACAAGCUGAAAAUGUGCAAGAAGUUGGGAGCAGACUACGUGGUGAAUUACAGCAAGCAGAAAUUGAAAGACGCAGUUGGAGAGAUAACGAAAGGCGAAUUUUGCGACGUGAUCUACGACCCGGUCGGAGGUGAGAUCUUUGACCAGUGCGUGAGGUGUGUGACACCGAAGGGCUACGCGCGACUGCUCGUCGUCGGCUUCGCGUCUGGGACCAUCCCAAAGUUCGGAAUCAACAUGGCUCUGAUCAAGGGCUUUGACCUGGUGGGCGUCCGAUCCGGCGCUCAACUGGGCCUCGGCCCGAGGGAGGGGCCCACCUUAUAG